GCGAGCCAGCUGUAACCUUAGCUAACACACAUCCAAAGCACAUGCCAUGAGCCGGGUUUGAGACUGCAAAACCUGGAAAAAAACCCACUCACGACUGCGAGGAGAAAUCCGAUGAGAGGAACGGCUCAGAGAGAGUGAGCUGCCGUAGAUUGUCCAAAGGGGCAGCGUUUCUCCUAGUUCCGGUUUGUCUGCUUGUGUGCGCUGUGCGAGUUGGGACCCUAAACAAAAGGCUGCCAUCAUCCUAAAGGAGAUAUUCUGCUGCGAGAGAGCCCGUCUGCUUGAUGCUAACUAAACAUGAGCUCCUAUUUUGUUAACCCUCUUUUUUCUAAAUACAAAGGCAGCGAGUCACUGGAGCCAACUUACUACGACUGCAGGUUUCCACAAAGCGUUGCCCGCAGCCACACGCUAGUUUACGGACCCGGAGCAGCCGCACCGGGCUUUCAGCACCCAUCCCAUCAUGUGCAGGACUUUUUUCACCACGGGACCACGGGGAUCUCCAACCCCGGAUACCAGCAAAACCCCUGCGCUUUGGCUUGCCACGGAGACGCAACGAAAUUUUAUGGAUAUGAAGCCCUUCCAAGGCAAACGCUUUAUGGUACCCAACAAGACGCAAGCCUAGCGCAAUACCCAGACUGUAAAUCGUCGAGCAGCUCUAACCCCGGAGAAGGACAAGGCCACUUAAAUCAAAACUCCUCUCCCAGUCUUAUGUUUCCUUGGAUGAGACCCCACGCCCCAGGAAGACGGAAUGGGAGGCAAACCUACAGUCGCUACCAAACUCUUGAACUGGAGAAGGAGUUUCUGUUCAACCCUUACCUGACCCGUAAGAGAAGGAUCGAGGUGUCUCACGCCCUGAGCCUCACCGAGCGACAGGUGAAAAUUUGGUUUCAGAACAGAAGGAUGAAGUGGAAAAAAGAGAACAACAAAGACAAGUUUCCGGGUCAAAGAGGAGAGGCCGAAGCCGAGGCCGAAGAAGAGGGGAACGAGGACGGUGAAGGGGAAGAGGCAGAAGAGAAAGAAGCGGAAGAGAAAGAAGAGACCAAGGAGUGAUUUUAUGGUCCUUUUAUGGUUAUAUGGGUGAAAAAGAGGAAAAAAGGAGAGGUCCCAUAAACAGACGAAGAGUCACAAGGAGGCAGAGAGCGUCAACUUUAUGACCACCCUUCUAUUUUGUCAAGAGGGAUCAGGAAUCCCACCAAUAUUGCUGUCAUAAAUAGACAAAAUUCUCCAUUCUUUCGUUUAUCCUAACAUGAUGCGCAUUACCAUUUGGAUUUUUCUGUAGAAGCUACAAACGCUUGUAGCGUUUUUUUUCUCCAUAGAACUCUGGCCAUUGUUUUAAAAAAAUAAGGGAGGGUAAAUUAAAACGCAUGUUGGAUGGAAAAUGGCUUAGCUAUUUUUUACAAUUUGCUUUUAAUAAUAAUUGUAUCAAAAACGUAGCCAAAUAAGAUCAAAACAUGACCAACGCCGACCUGUGUUGUAAAUAGAUUAUAGCCUACAUAAAAAAAGACAUCACUUCAAAGUAGCCUUUCUGAAAUUGUAAAAAAAAUGUAGGCCUAUAACUUAGUAGUAAGUGUUAAAACAUCAUCGCAACAGUUGCAUUGGCUAGCAGCCUCUGUAUAAACCACAAGUUUUAUUAUUAUAAUUGUUACUGUUACUGUUUUACUCGUUUUCAUGUGACAGCCAUUAGCUCCUCAGACAUCUUUCUCUAGGAUUACCAGGGAAAUGCAAUCGUUUGGAAUCCUUUGAUGCUACCUAAACCUGGGGAAAUUGCAAUAGAGAUUUCUGAAUAUAGAGAUUUCAUAUGGUUUUAAUUUUAAAGUGUUCUAUAUCGACCUUAUAUUAUUAAGUUAUGUAUGUAGCAUUUACCCAACAAACAGUAUACACUUGUUGAAGACAAUUUGCGAGUCUUGGGAAGACACUUAGCUCAAAGCCAAGUAAACACUUUUGAGAUUGUACCACAGCACUACCUAAAAACUCAGAGCUUUGCCUUUGCAGAAUUUACAGUUCCACAUUUAUGGCAUCGCUCUGAUUUGAUCGCAAGCUAUUUCCCCAACAACUAAAACUGCCUAUAACGCACAUGUACUGUGUAUGAUAACAACAGCUACAAUUACAACGAUUUUAAAGUAAGGGAAUUUUUAUUUUAAUGUGCUGGUGACAUAGCGUAGUUGUUUUGCACUGAAUAUAAUCUUUAUGUACGUCUUGUUAUAUAUUGAUGUUAACAAUAUGCUCGUUUUCUGGUGUUUCUCCUGUGAAAGACGGAAUUGUGUGUCCCCGCCAUUGUUGAUGUAAAAUCACGAAUAAACAA
This is a messenger RNA of Maylandia zebra (zebra mbuna), 2299 nucleotides long. RefSeq names its product homeobox C8a (gene hoxc8a). Lineage: Eukaryota; Metazoa; Chordata; Actinopteri; Cichliformes; Cichlidae. The record is from RefSeq and is a predicted model, not a curated record. Gene Ontology annotation, molecular function: DNA-binding transcription factor activity, RNA polymerase II-specific; RNA polymerase II transcription regulatory region sequence-specific DNA binding. Gene Ontology annotation, biological process: regulation of transcription by RNA polymerase II. Gene Ontology annotation, cellular component: nucleus.